AUGGAGUCAACUACAUUGAAUGAGAGGAUGGCUAAGUGGCAGAUCCUGCUCUCCGAGUUUGAUAUAGUCUACGUAAAUCAAAAGGCUGCCAAAGGGAGCGCAAUAGCAGAAUUUUUUGCCAGCAGAGCUUUAGAAGACUAUGGACCUCUGAAUUUUGAUUUCCCGAAUGAAGGCUUGAUGUAUGUGGCAACUGUUGAAGAGGAUUCUCAGGAAAAUCAUCAUUGGAAGCUAAACUUUGACGGAGCUUCGAAUGCUGUAGGCAAUGGAAUUGGGGCAGCCAUUGUGUCCCCUAAUGGAGAUCAUUAUCCUUUUACCAGUAAAUUGGAUUUUGAUUGCACCAAUAACAUGGUUGAAUAUAAAGCUUGUAUUAUGGGUAUCCGGGCAGCCAUAGAGCGAAGAAUUAAUAUACUAGAAGUAUACAGAGACUCUGUAUUGGUAAUAUACCAGUUCAAAGGGAAAUGGGAAACUAGAGACCCAAAGUUAAUCCGCUAUCAAAAAUUGGUCCUGGAAUUGAUCGAGGAGUUUGACAGUAUCACUUUUCGUUAUCUCCCGCGAGACGAAAAUCAGAUGGCUGAUGCUUUAGCCACUCUAGCCUCUAUGAUCCAAGUGAACAAAUCAGAAGACAUGAAGCCUAUUCAAAUUAGCAUUUAUGAGACUCUAGCUCCUUGUUAUAAUAUUGAGGAAGAGAAAAAUGAUGACCAUCCAUGGUAUCAAGACAAACUGCGAUAUGUCAAGAAUCGUUAG
Molecule: messenger RNA, 744 nt
Organism: Gossypium raimondii (Peruvian cotton)
Lineage: Eukaryota; Viridiplantae; Streptophyta; Magnoliopsida; Malvales; Malvaceae
Exons: 1
Coding region: 1-744 (247 amino acids)
Molecular function (GO): nucleic acid binding; RNA-DNA hybrid ribonuclease activity
Source: RefSeq, a predicted model, not a curated record